ACACAUGCAAUAAUUAAAUGCAGAAAAUGCUUAAACAAAUGGAACAAGCAUCAUCUGUGAGGCAAGUCAGCAUCAAACUGCUAUCUUAGCCUCGUUCAAAUUUGACAUUUGCCAAUCCCUGUUUAAAGUAAACAAAGGAGCCACCCACUGAAAACCAAAAGAAAAUAAAUAAAGAAGAAUCUUUACUUGUUUGUUAUUGAAGUUUUGUCAUACCUCAGUCUUGUGGUUUUUUGGUUCCAACAAAAACCACAAGGAAACAACUUUUCUUCCAAAACUUGAUCCCUACAUCUCCAAGGUAAAGAUAACCUGUAUUCCUCAAAUCCCCUACCUUUGAUCCAUGUUUCUUGCUAUUCUUUGAAGAUGGUACAAAGAAAGGUACCAAACAAGCCUGGAAUCCAAGCUGAUCAUGUUAAAUCCGAGAAGCGGUUGGGGAACCUGAAACCAACUUCUUGUCAGCACCAGGAUGGCAAGAAUAGAGGACCAGAUAUGAGAAAGAAAAUGAAAAGGUCAAGAUCAAUCAAACGUUCAGAUAUUGAGAGCUUGAAUUCACCACCUUCGAGGAAAACCAUAUCCCAGCUAGGAAAGCCGCCACCUUUCAAUGCUCCAUCCGCUGCAGCAACCCCUCAGAAGCAGCCUAUCAUCAAAACUGGUGGAUCACCGAAUUACAUGAAGGCUACAAGCAGUUCAGAGGCAAGAAAAGAGCAUUCUCAGGUGAGUACCUCAACUGGUUCAGAUAGCAAGAAUCUGCGUCGCAGAAACUCAAGUAAUUCAAAAACUAGCUCUGCUUCUAGUAAUAAACCGACAAGGACUAGUUCGAAGCUGGUUAGGACUUUAACAAAGACCCCCAGUUUUAAGCCGGCUAGAAGUACAGCAAAAAAAUGUUCCAGGGUAGCUCUAUGUGCAGAUAUAAAUGUACAGAAAGCUACCUGUUCUUCAACUUUGAAGGAUUCGAAGUUUCCUGAGUACCUCAUGCUCAAUCCAGGGGGUACUGAUGCAGAAGGAACUUCGGUUCUGAAGGUCUGUCCGUAUACUUACUGCUCUCUUAAUGGUCAUCAUCACACUCCUUUGCCUCCCUUGAAGUGCUUCUUGAAGGCAAGGAGAAGGUCACUAAAGGCCCAGAUGAGUGCAAUAUUGGAGGUUUUAUCGCCACGCAGAACUAAGCUGUCGGGUGAUGGAACAGAGGAAAUUAGCAGUGAACUAAAUUUCUCUGAUGAUAAACCUCUACAUAAGGAAGAGGAUUCAAUUGAUACAGCAACAACUCCUGUGGUAAAAGAAGCGGACAAGGACUUUUUUAUUGAAAUCUAUGCCAAAAAUAUGGUUGGUGGCACUGAAGCAAUUGAAAAGCACAGAGACGGUGGUGAGGGAUCAAUUGGUGUUACUGGAGAAUCAAAUGAACAGAAUGGCGAUUCCUCUUCUCAGGAUGGCAAUCAAGCAGCAGCUAAGCAAGAAAACAAGGAGCAAGUUACUGAUAACCUGUCUGAUGCAAGUAGUGACAAAGAUGACAGCAUUUCUGAAUCUAGUGAUAUGGAGUGGGAGGAGGGGCAGUUUUCCACCUCAGACAUUUAUACAGAAAUCCAUUAUCUCGACAAGCCUGACAAAGAAUCUUAUAUCAGUGUUGAAUACCUAUCAGAUAUCAAGAAGGUUGAUUUGCCUGAUGAACCUGAGAUAAUUCAUUCAGAUGACAUACUUGGUAACUGCACUGAGGAGAUUCUAGUUGAUGACAUACUACAAGAACUUUUUGAAGCAGAAACCGCCUCCUUUGGCACGCAAUGCAAUGAUAAUGACUUCGGGAUUGAAGAUGUGCUGCAGGCUUGGGAAACUAUUGAAUCUAUACAAGUCACUGGUGAUUCAACUUGUGACCAAAUUUCUUCCAUUGAAGAUGCAAUCAAGGAACCAAUAACUAUGGAAGAGACGAAUGAAGAAGCCGAGGGAUAUUUGACUGGAGCUAUGAUCAUUUCUAAUUCAAUGAGGGAGCCUGUUCUGGAAUCAGAAGCAGCCAAUGAGAAUUUUCUGAAGGUUGAAGUUUGUGAAAUAGAAGAUGCUACUGUGGAAAAAAAUCCUCAAUUCGGAGAUGCUGAAAAUGAUUGUGACGUCAACCUAACAGCCGAAGCUUUGAAUGCUUACCAGGAUGAUGAAUGUCUUCAAGCCGAAGAAGUAACUAAGUUGCUCAAAAGCCAAAUUGCUGAUUCUUCUCAGAUUUUUUAUGAGAGCAGCAAGGUCGAAACUAAUGAAAGCCAGAAGCCUGACAAGACAGAAGCUGAUCCAGAUGGUGCAGAGGUAAAUGACUACCAAAACCACUUUAUUGCUGAAGACAGUAGUGCAAGUCAAGAGCUUGUUGAUGAAAACAGUCCACCUAAGCAUUGCGAUCACCUAUUGGAUGGCCAGUAUCAUAGCAUUAAUGUUGCUGAGAACCAGAACUUAUUUAAGGAAGAUCAAGAUGGAGCUAACAAGUUCAAAACCCCAACUUCCACUGAUUCUGAACAGAUUGAUUUGAGCUUAACUGAAUGCAAUGCAGGAAAGGUUAUGAAUAUGGAAGUGGAAGUUUGCAACAAGUCAGAGACUGCAGAAACAUUCCUUGCAACUGGUAAUGGAAACAUUGCGGGAUCAAACAGCAAGUUCCUUCACAAACGAAGCAAUUUCAACCAAGAAAUUGGAAGUACCUGCGACAUCAGGAAAUGGACAAUCAAAUGCAAGAAGCACAUCAUGGACUUGGAGGAAGAGAGAACAUUUAACCCAAAAGAACCAAAUUUCCUUCCUGUUGUUCCUGACCCAGAGUCAGAAAAGGUUGAUCUCAGACAUCAGAUCAUGGAUGAUAGGAAAAAUGCUGAGGAAUGGAUGCUUGAUUAUGCACUCCAACAAGCUGUCACAAAACUUGCUCCUGCUAGGAAGAGAAAGGUGGCACUACUUGUUGAAGCUUUUGAAACAGUCUUGCCCAUACCAAAAUAUGAAAGUCAUAUCAGGCAUGCAUCAGCAGCCUUUUCUCACUCAAGACCUAUUCAAGCUUGCAGUUGACACCACUUUCAAAGAAAUUCAAUUGAAUCUGAUAAAUCGACACAUUCCAUCUUUAUUGCUGUGCAGUUGAUGAUGAAGAGAAAGCAGCUUAAAAACACUAUCUUUAAUAAGUUGUUGAUCUAGGGAGUAUGAUCAUAGCUAGCCGGGCUCAUGUUGUAGGAGUAAACUACAUAGAGCAACUAACUCGUUGAUGUGGUGGCUGAAAGGAGGUCGAAAUGCUAAGUUUACUGGUGAAGUGCGAGUGAAGACUUUCUAGCUCAAUAAUAUGUGUAAUAGCAAUAUAAAAUAUGUUGUUAAUUUGUCAUUACAGGAGGGAAACUUCCAAAUGUUUUUUAACUUAUUAUGGUUAUUGUCUGUUUGGUAUUAUAAUGUUGUAAAAUUAUUGUAAUUAAGUUCAUGCCUAACUGACCAACA
Jatropha curcas is the source of this 3426-nucleotide messenger RNA. Its product is annotated as Plant calmodulin-binding protein-like protein. Lineage: Eukaryota; Viridiplantae; Streptophyta; Magnoliopsida; Malpighiales; Euphorbiaceae. The record is from RefSeq and is a predicted model, not a curated record. Gene Ontology annotation, molecular function: calmodulin binding.